Austrofundulus limnaeus is the source of this 903-nucleotide messenger RNA. RefSeq names its product basic salivary proline-rich protein 2-like. The coding region runs from base 1 to 903 and encodes 300 amino acids. NCBI's taxonomy places the organism in Eukaryota, Metazoa, Chordata, Actinopteri, Cyprinodontiformes, Rivulidae. The transcript is spliced from 4 exons. The record is from RefSeq and is a predicted model, not a curated record.
AUGGAGAGCCAUCAGCGCACCGGCGGGCAGAGGUACACCCCACCAGAGGACAGUGCAGCCGGGGGGCAAAGCCCACCACUAGCAGUGGGUUCUCAGGUCCAGGACACGUACCCACCCCCUACAGAGGGCAGGCCAUAUCCAAACCMAGGAGGCAAGCCCAUUCAUUCUGGGGUGUGGAAGAGCAGACRGCCAAGGCCCGGCCUGGGCUGCACCAGGCCAGCUGGCUGGCCCCUGCCACAGCAAAACAACACCCCUGACCACCCCCACACACCACCAACGGCCAAGUGUACACCCCCAGCCGACCACCAGCCAGGCCCCGGCAGCCACCCCAGCCAGCGGGCCAACCAUGGCAACCAGGGACCACAAUCCGAGAGUCCAAACAACCCUGGGGAAGACAGACCGCCAGGCCCCUGGCUCUCCCCCCAGACCCCAGAGUCCAACCAUAGCCCAGGCCCCCACCAGACGGUCCGUCCCUUCUCUGACCCCCCACCCCCACCCCCACCCCCAAAUGGCAAUCGCAGAGCAGGACCGACCACCAGGCCCAGGGAGCCCCAGGCCAUGGACAAAAACAGAGCCCAGGGGAACAACAGAGAAGGGGACCAACAAUCCAUCCACCCCAGAGCCAUCCAGACCCGCAAGACCAGACCCCCAGUCCCACAGCCAGCUCGCAACCAAAAGAGGCCACCAAACCCCAGCAAGGAAGCCCUGCACCCAGUCACCAMCGCCCCCCAGCCCACCAGUGCACCGAAGGCUCCCAGCCCAGAGCCGGGCACCAGGGCACAAACUGGUCCAGAGCCCGGCAACCGCCAGCCAGGGCCCAAGCCCCCCAGGUCCCACCAGGACCGCAGCCCAUGGGUGUCACGACCCCAGAUGCCAGAUGCAUGUGUGACAGACAGAGGAUGA